AUGGCGCCACCAACUGGGCACAUGCGCCGCGGCGAUGAUGACUUCAUGGGCAGACAAGAUCCAGAGAUAAUAUGUUAUCCAGUGCCCAUACACCUGGCGCAGCAACAGCCCCCUUGGAAGGAACUCAGUGGCCAGUUCACACUCAAUUCUGCCAGACAAAACGCCUAUCACUUUGAUCCAUCUGCACCAUGCGAUGAUCUGGAUUUUGUGAUCAAAUCCAGCUAUGACCAUCAAAGAGACCUUUUCAAAGAUAAAAAAGAGGUUCUUCGGCAAGCUGAAGUAUAUGAUGAACAACAUGGCCAUAUUUUUGUGAACCGAAUAAAGAAACUUCCUACAAAGAAGAUGCCUUUGAACCAUCCUCUGAUUAUUACAUGUCAAGCAAAGAAAGAGAACACUGACAGUAUUAAAACCCUUCUAGGUGGCACUCACAUCCAUGCAACACGGCAAGGGUACAGCCGCAAGCCGCACACAGGGGGCUUCUUCCUGACCUCAUAA
Messenger RNA from Candidula unifasciata, 495 nucleotides. Lineage: Eukaryota; Metazoa; Mollusca; Gastropoda; Stylommatophora; Geomitridae. The record is from the annotation of a GenBank genome assembly.